AUGACAAACAUCACUCCUGUUGUCUCUUUCCUCCUCACCACCGAACACGCCGCCGCUCCAAUUCAAGAGCAUGUCCACUCGCCAGACCGCCUGGAUACCUUCCUCCAAGAAGCCUACCGGAUAAACUCACACAUCUCCUCCCUCCUUGUCUACCUCCGUCAAAUCCGCCAACCCUACCUCUCCACCUCUACUGCUCCACCUCCACGCAAACAUCGCAGCACACCGGAUGAUUCCCGCGCCCAAUCUCCUCCGAUCCACCUAACCGACGCCCAACGCACCGAAAUCGACACGCAGACCUCCACCCUCCUCCACGAACUCAGCAGCAACAUCUCCUCUCUCACCGCCGCCGAGAAUCUACGCAACUCCACCGAGACCGCACUGCUUGAACGGCGGUUUGGAAGCAAGCGUGGCGGAGGAGGCAGGAACAACGUCCUCUGGCGAUGGGCCGCAGGGGGAGAAGACAACGCGGACGAUGGCGAUGAAUCCGCAGGGAAGGGUCAUGAACAGCUAGAAGCCGAGGGGCGUGCAACCAGUAUCAAAACGUUCCGGGAGGGCGUAUUGUGGUACCUGGGAUGGAGGCUCCAAGGCGCGGUGGAGACGCAGAGAGGGAUGGUGGAGGUGCGGGCGGCGCGGGAGAGAGAGAAGGAAAAAAGUGUGCUCUGGAAGAUGAAGACGGAUGCAUCAGCAGCAGCAGGCAGCACCGUGGAGUCCAGCGGUGGUGGGAUGGGAGGUGGGGGCGGUCAGAUCCCGAGACGCACAGCGACAGCCACCCAGAACAGUAUGAAUGGGCAUCUCGACUACAAGAUGGAUGACAACUACAACCCCACCCUCGACGACUCCAUCACCAACCGAGAUCGAACCAGCGAAGAGAUGGAGAUGGACAACCUUCCCCCCAACCUGCAGCAGCUGUUCGAAUCCGAAAACUCUACCCUCCUCGCCCACUACAAUACGACCCUCUCGAAAAUCGCUCAGGCAGAGAAGUCUUUGCUGGAGAUAUCCUCGCUGCAAUCUACGCUGCUCACGCAUCUGUCGACUCAGGGCGAGAUGAUCGAGCAGCUAGUGCAGGAUGCGCAGGGGACGGGAGAGGAUGUCAGGAGGGGGAAUCGCGAACUGAAGAGGGCCGGGGAGAGGUGGGGGAAGGGACUUGCUAGGGGCGUGUUCUGGGUCACGGUGGGUCUCUGCGGGUUCUUGGUGGGCUGGGAUCUGGUUUUCUAG
This is a messenger RNA of Endocarpon pusillum Z07020, 1215 nucleotides long. RefSeq lists its product as uncharacterized. NCBI's taxonomy places the organism in Eukaryota, Fungi, Ascomycota, Eurotiomycetes, Verrucariales, Verrucariaceae. The coding region runs from base 1 to 1215 and encodes 404 amino acids. Gene Ontology annotation, cellular component: SNARE complex; endoplasmic reticulum. The transcript has 2 exons. Gene Ontology annotation, biological process: retrograde vesicle-mediated transport, Golgi to endoplasmic reticulum. The record is from RefSeq and is a predicted model, not a curated record.